Molecule: messenger RNA, 3305 nt
Organism: Haliotis rubra (blacklip abalone)
Lineage: Eukaryota; Metazoa; Mollusca; Gastropoda; Lepetellida; Haliotidae
Product: receptor-type tyrosine-protein phosphatase T-like
Exons: 22
Coding region: 65-2338 (757 amino acids)
Biological process (GO): protein dephosphorylation
Molecular function (GO): protein tyrosine phosphatase activity
Source: RefSeq, a predicted model, not a curated record
GCCGAAAGUGUGCAGAACGACACUGUGCCCUCAACACUUCCUCCUGUGAUCAUGUGACUGGGGCAUGCGACACUGGUGCAUGCCAGCUGGAUGGAAGGGAGGCAAAUGCACUGAAGAAUGUACCAAUGGCACAUACGGCCCCAACUGUCUGAAGAAGUGCGAUGACAGACACUGUAACGGUACUUCAAGCUGCCCCAAGGUUGACGGGAGAUGCACCACUGGAUGUGACAAAAGGUGGGCAAGGCCGGACUGCUCUGAUUGUACCACAGGCUUCCACGGUCCUGAGUGUAUUGAGUGUGGUCACUGUGCUACCAACACUACCUGUGACUCUACGACAGGUGAAUGUGGUUCUGGCUGCCUGGAAGGCUUCUCUGGAUUACAAUGCAAAGAGUCUGUGGGCAACGGAUCGUCUGUCGCCGGCGCUGUGGUGGGAACGUUACUCCUGUUACUUAUCGCUGUUAUCAUUGCUGUCGUUGUAUUCAGGUGGCGAGGGAAACAUUCCAGCUCUGUCAGAGGUCACCAUGCCGUCUUCAACCAAAAGGAAGGACAGAAGGGUGAUGACAACGUUUACAUGAACGUGGACGUCGACACUUUCCCCAUCUAUGCGACUCCCAACGUCAAAGCUAAAAAAGGAAAGUCAGGGAGUAUAGACACUCUUGAUGCCGACACGAGAAGUGUUGACACUCUUGAGGUGGAGAGCGACGAGGAGGGAAGAGUACCUUAUAUACCUGAGGUGAACUACUACAACAUGGAAGAUGUUGCAUCGAGACACGUCGUCCCUGUUGCUGACCUGGAGACCACCAUCAGGAACAUGGACGACAACUCAGAAAUGGUUGAGGAAGAAUUUAAGCGUUUACCCGAUGGAUUCGUGCAUCCGUGUGAAGAGUCCAGAAAGCCUGAAAAUACGAAAAAGAACCGAUUUAAAGGAUAUUACCCAUAUGACCAUAACCGGGUGAUGCUGCAGGAUGACCGUGAUGGCCGUAGGGGAGACUACAUCAACGCCAGCUUCCUGGACGGCUACAAGAAAGAACGGUAUUACAUAGCAGCUCAAGGUCCUUACAAACCCAACAUCGUUGAUGACUUCUGGAGGAUGAUCUGGCAGGAGGGUGUUAAGGUGGUUGUGAUGGUGACCAGCUUAGUCGAAGGUGGAAGGAUGAAGUGUUUACAAUACUGGCCGGAGGAAGGAACACAAGAGUAUGGCGGCAUUACGGUAACCAUGGAAACAGUGAACGAACUGUCGGACUUCACGAUCAGGAAGUUGACAGCCUGUAAAAAGAAGGAAUCCAUGAAUCGACAGAUCUACCACUUCAACUUCACCUCAUGGCCUGAUCAUGGCGUACCCAAUACGUUUUCUCUGCUGGAAUUCAUGUGGCGAGUCAAGGGCAUCUGUGGCCGACCCGCCGAACCCAUCGUAGUUCACUGCAGUGCUGGAAUAGGAAGAACAGGCACAUACAUAGCUAUAGAGAGUCUUCUGGAUCAGGCAGCGGCUGAAGACGCUGUGGACGUCGUCAGCUUCGUCUCCAACAUGAGAGGGCAGAGGAAGGGCAUGAUACAAACUCCGGACCAGUACGGGUUUGUGUACCGGGCGGUGACUUCAGCUGUGAUGACUGGAGAUACGUCAGUGGAUGGAGAUACAAUCAGGAACAUCGACCUGAUCAACCUUGGCACCGUGACCAUGGGGAACAGAACUGUUGAGGAACAUCUACAGGCUUUCGAGUCUGUUCCAGUCAAAACCAAGAAGAGGCGGACAGUACUGAUGCCAUCCUACAGGUGCAGGUAUGGUUUCUUCCUCCCGGUGGCAGAUGUGGACAAGGAGAAUCUUUGGGCUCACGUCUGUAAUAGCAACAGCUGCACUGUUAUCACACUCGGAAAAUCCUCUAAGGGUUGUAUGCCGACUGGAAACGAUCCAAUUGCCACUGCCAGGCAGACGGCAACGCUUAAGAGCUCGAACAUCAUAGCGGACGACAUCAAACUUGACACAAUAAACAGCAGUUUGAAGGACGGUUCAGAUUUUGAAGUACGACACUAUCGCCUGAAAACCGGUGUCCACAGUCCUAACGUGGGUGUCAUGAUUGAAGGCUUACUUCAGUGGACAUCUGACCCAAUUCGGCGGCGAUGCACCAUCAUUUCCAACUCCAUGAGCGAGUCGCGUCUCCUGGUCCUACUGAUGAACAUCGCCAGCAGACUGCAGGACGACGGCAGAGUUGACGUCAUCAGCAACAUGCGACGUCUUUACCGGGAAGUAGGACAAACCUUCUUUACGGAGGCCGACGUCAAAUGUGCUCUGAAAUUCGCCCAACUUCAGAUUGAGAACCUUGGAAUAUACGCCAAUCUCUAGCCUAAUGAAACUGCCACACGGGUAGAUCCAGAAUAUCAGCUGCUUCUGCUAUAUUGCGGUUCAGUAUUAAUACUUAUACAGUUAAUCUUACCUUGCAUGUAGUUGUUUUGGUCAAUCACUUUUUCAUCAGUAUACAACCGAAAAUAUGCUGUCAUGACACGAUAUGUUUUUAUAACGUGCAUUGAAAAACGAACUUUUGAUUGGUUAAGGAACGGGCAAAUAUUUUCAAUGUGGCCCGCAUGUCAAGCCUGUUCAUGUAAAGGGAAAUAACUCAGUCCAUUUAGUUGUUCGCUUCGAGAUUUCCUGUUCAGUGAAACAUAUAUUCUGAAUGAAUGGAGAAAUGAGUGUCCGUGAGAUAUAGUCGUUGUUGACAGAUACUGUACGUAUAUGGAGUGGUGGACCUUGUGUGUGAAUCUGUAUACAACCUAUAGACCCACAGAUCCGGGUUCGAAUUGGUCUUUAGCAACCCUUGCUUGCUGUAAGAGGAAACUAACGGGAUUAUGUGGUUGACCCAUGUCAUCGGUUCCCAAUUGGGUAGAUCGAUGUUCAUGCUGUUGGUCACGGGAUUUGGUGGUCGGACUCGCUGACCCAUUUGGGUGGAUCGAUGCUGCUUGGUCACUGGAUUGUCUGGUCCAGACUCAAUUAUUUACAGCCCGCCGUAAUAUAGCUGGAAUAUUGCUGAGUGCGGCGUUAAACAACAAACAAACAAACCAUACAUGGAGCCCCACAGACACGGUACAUAUCAUCAUAUGGCUCCUACAACUUACAAUUCCGUGAUUCGAUCCCAUCUAGUGUAUAUGAGGUAAGAUUUCCAUUGUGAUAGUCAAACAUGCUAUAAAAUAUACAUUGUGGAUACUAUCAGGUUUUAUUGAUGACGUAUACAGUGAGUGAGUGAGUUUAGUUUUACACCGACCUUAGCAAUAUUCCAGCUGUAUGGCGGCGGUCUGUAAAUAUUCGGGACCAUACA